AUGUCCAUGCUUGAGAGAUCAACCAUAAGGAAGGUUGCUUCUAAGAUGGAAGUAAGCAAGACAACAAUUGGUAGAUUUCUUAAGAGUAAUCAAUUGAAACCUCAUACAAGUGCUAUCAAGCCUACACUUACUGAAACCAACAAAAUUGAAAGGAUGAAAUGGUGUCUUUCUCAUAUUCAGACUACACUCGCUGAAGGUAAACUUCUUUACCAUUCAAUGCACAACAUUGUUCAUAUUGACGAGAAAUGGUUCUAUAUGACAAAGACAUCAGAUAGAUACUACCUGUUACCGGAUGAAGAUGUUCCAUACAGGUCAUAUACCAGCCCAAAGAAGUUCAAAGAACAGGCCAAAGGGACAAUGGAGACAAAGCCUAUUCAGUCAAUUACCAAGGAAGUCAUGACAGCUUGUCUCCUAAACCAGAUUAUACCAUCAAUCAAAGCCAAAUGGCCAGCCAAUGCAAGCAAGAAGAUUUUCAUACAGCAAGAUAAUGCCAAACCUCACCUUAGAGCAGCUGAUCAUCAGUUUGAGGCACUUGCAAGUACUGAUGGAUUUGAAUUCCAUCUAAUUAGCCAACCACCCAACUCCCCAGACACAAAUGUGUUAGUCCUUGGGUAUUUCAGGGCAAUACAGUCACUACAAGAUGACAAGAUGGCCACAAGUGUAGAUGAUUUGCUUAGGAAUGUGUUUACCUCAUUUGAAGAACUCUCACCACAGACUCUGAAUAGAGUAUUCAUCACUUUGCAAAGCUGUUUGACAGCAAUAUUACAAGUGCAUGGGAAGAAUGACUACAAGAUCCCUCAUAUGAACAAGAACAGAUUGGAAAGAACAGAGUUGCCUUUACACUUUAGGUUGAAGAAGGAUUGGUGA
Messenger RNA from Salvia splendens (bonfire salvia), 867 nucleotides. RefSeq lists its product as uncharacterized. The coding region runs from base 1 to 867 and encodes 288 amino acids. The record is from RefSeq and is a predicted model, not a curated record. Gene Ontology annotation, molecular function: DNA binding. Gene Ontology annotation, biological process: DNA integration; DNA transposition. NCBI's taxonomy places the organism in Eukaryota, Viridiplantae, Streptophyta, Magnoliopsida, Lamiales, Lamiaceae. The transcript has 3 exons.